GUGCAGACAAAUGAGAGUAGGCGGAACGUCUGAAUUACUCACUUCGCGGCUCUGGGGCAAUCAAAUGAUUCGGAUGCGUUUUCCGUGAGGUUACAGAAGACGCUCAAUCUCUCUACGGCGCUUUUUGCAAGUUGUUAUACUUGGACUAAAUCAACUGAUUUGUGGACAACGAAUGUUACUGAACGGAGAAUAUUAAUUCAUUUAUUUGGAGUCUAGUCUAUAUUUUGGAAAGUGCAUCAAACAAAAUAUGUCUCAUAAUAAGGAGUUGGGUUAACAUCUACGCGCUCAGCUUUCUGAUCAAACACUGGAUGCAACCUGCAUUAACAGGACUUGAUUCUAAGAACUAAGUUAAACGCUUUUGUAAUGAUGGAUUUCGAAUCGUUUGGAAUUGCCUAAAGAGGGUUCGACAUGGCCUUACUUUGGGUAACUCUACCAAUGGAUGGGAAUGUCUAAAUAAAUUGAAGUAGACAGGGAAACGCAAUGCUGUAAAUAAAGGAGUUUCACAUCUGGUAUAGUAAACCCUAGGACAGGAGACUCAGGAUGAGAAGAUGGCCACCCUGCUGCUACCACCGGGUCCUGACAGCUUGCACCGGUUCACCCGGGAGUCCCUGGCUGCCGUGGAGCAGAGAAUCGCAGAGGAGGUGGCGCGGCGCACCAAGCACUACCAGGAGGACCUGGGCGACGUGGAGCUGCCCCGGCCAAGGGCUGACCUGGAGGCUGGCAAACAGCUACCGCGCAUCUUUGGUGACAUCCCUUCUGACCUGGUGGGCGUCCCACUGGAGGACUUCGACCCAUUCUACUUCCAGAACCAGAGAACUUUUAUAGUACUGAACAAAGGGAAAGCCAUCUUCCGAUUUAGUGCCACAUCUGCACUUUAUAUUUUUAGCCCCUUUCAUCCCAUUAGAAGAGCAUCAAUAAAAGUUUUAGUACACUCAUUAUUCAGUCUGUUCAUAAUGUGCACUAUUUUGACCAACUGUUGCUUCAUGGCCAUGUCGGAGCCAGCAUAUUGGGCCAAGUAUGUCGAGUACACUUUCACUGGCAUUUACACGUUUGAAUCGAUGAUAAAGAUUCUGGCGAGGGGAUUCUGUGUGGGACCCUUUACAUUCCUGAGGGACCCGUGGAACUGGCUGGAUUUCAGUGUGAUUGUCAUGGCAUAUGUUACUGAGUUUGUGGACCUGGGCAAUGUCUCAGCGUUACGGACGUUCAGAGUCCUCAGAGCACUGAAAACUAUCUCAGUCAUACCAGGCCUGAAGACCAUUGUGGGCGCGUUGAUCCAGUCGGUGAAGAAGCUGGCAGACGUGAUGAUCCUGACCGUGUUCUGUCUCAGCGUGUUCGCCCUCAUCGGCCUGCAGCUCUUCAUGGGCAACCUGCGGCAGAAGUGUGUCCGCAGCACGGAACACUGUGUCAAUGCCACCCUAGACAGCAACACAACCUUCUUCUGCAACAACCGGACGUGGUCCUCGCUAAAUGACUUCCUUGAAGAUGAAGACAACUACUUCAAAGUGGAGGGAGCUAAGGAUGCCUUAAUAUGUGGGGAUGGAAGUGAUGCAGGGCAUUGCCCAGAUGGGUUUCAAUGUAUGAAGGCAGGAAGGAACCCUAAUUACGGUUACACAAGCUUUGACAGUUUCGGCUGGGCAUUUCUCUCCCUCUUCCGGCUCAUGACACAAGAUUACUGGGAGAACCUUUAUCACCAGACUCUGCGGUCGGCAGGGAAGACCUACAUGGUGUUUUUUGUGGUGGUCAUAUUCCUGGGUUCCUUCUACCUGGUCAAUCUGAUCCUGGCUGUGGUGGCCAUGGCGUACGAGGAGCAGAACCAGGCCACCAUCCAGGAGGCCUGGCAGAAGGAGAGGGAGUUUCAGCUGGCCAUGGAGCGCCUCAAAAAGGAGGCACAGAAAAUCCAAGAAUCGGACUCAUUGAUGUCCCCGGAACUUUCCCCGGGCCGGGUCCUGCCCGACGACAAGGAGGUGCAGCGUAGGAGAAGUUUGCAGUGGCUGGUGGAGGAAAGAGAGAAUGACGGAGAGGCGGAGGAGGGAGAUGUGAAGACAUUAAAGCCGCCACACCCUCUCCUCAUCCGCACCCUCUCCACGCGGACCCGACGCGGUAGCAACGUCAGCGUCUUCAACUUCCGCCCCCGGAACAAGGACUCGGAGGGCGACCUGGCCGACGACGAGUUCAGUGUCCACGGGGACAACGAAGGCGCGUCGAGUCGCACCGGGUCCCUGGUGGUGCCGUGGAGCAGCCGACGGAGGCCCAGCACCUACAGCACGGGCAGCCGGGGUUCCCAGGUCUUCCUCAAUGUCAACGGGAAGCUGUUCAUGGCCAUGGACCAGAACGGGGUCAGUCCGCUGGGACUCCCGUCUUGCACCAUGGAGAGGGUCAAGGAAGAGAGUGCCACUAACUCCAGCAUAGAGUUAAGCACCAUGCUGCUGUCUUGCCAGGUGGUCAGAGAAGAACAGCGGAGGGACCGGGCCCUGAGUGCUGCCAGCCAACUCACGGGCGCCUUGGAGGAACUGGAGGAGUCGCGGCAGAAAUGCCACCCGUGCUGGUACGAGUUUGCUCACAAGUACCUGAUCUGGGAGAGCAGUCCGUGCUGGCUGCGGCUGAAGGCGCUGGUCAAGGUGAUGGUGAUGGACCCGUUCCUGGACCUGACCAUCACCAUCUGCAUCGUCCUCAACACCCUGUUCAUGGCCAUGGAGCACUACCCCAUGACGGACGAGUUCAACCGCAUGCUGUACAUCGGCAACCUGGUAUUCUCUGGGAUCUUCACCGCUGAGAUGGUCUUGAAGAUCAUUGCCCUGGAUCCAUACUAUUAUUUCCAGCAAGGCUGGAACAUCUUUGACAGCAUCAUCGUGUGCCUCAGCCUCAUGGAGCUCGGUCUGUCCAACGUAGAAGGACUUUCUGUUCUCCGAUCCUUCAGACUGCUAAGGGUAUUCAAGCUGGCCAAGUCAUGGCCCACCCUGAACACGCUGAUCAAGAUCAUCGGCAACUCUGUGGGCGCCCUGGGCAACCUCACCCUGGUGCUGGCCAUCAUCGUCUUCAUCUUCGCCGUGGUGGGCAUGCAGCUGUUUGGGAAGAACUACCAGGACUGCGUGUGUAAGAUCUCCAAGGACUGCACCCUGCCCCGCUGGCACAUGAAGGACUUCUUCCACUCGUUCCUCAUCGUGUUCCGGGUGCUGUGCGGCGAGUGGAUCGAGACCAUGUGGGACUGUAUGGAGGUGGCCGGGCAGCCGCUCUGCAUCCUGGUCUUCAUGCUGGUCAUGGUGAUCGGUAACCUGGUGGUGCUCAAUCUCUUCCUUGCCUUGCUGCUCAGCUCGUUCAGCUCGGACAACCUGUCAGCGCCCGACGACGACGGUGAGAUGAACAACCUGCAGAUCGCCCUCGGCCGCAUCAAGAACGGCGCGGUCUGGCUCCGGAGCCAGAUCUGCGACUUCUUCAACGGCAACUUCAAGCGCCGGCGUCAGAAGAGCAAAGAAUCCAAGGCCAUGCUGAAGCUCAAGCGGCUGAGCCACGCCGGUCCGCCCGGCGAGCUGGGCAACGGGACAGCGUUGGCGGGGGCGGGCGUCGGGAUCGCGGUGAUUGGGCGCCACGGGGAGAGGACGCCGGAAGUUGACGACAGCUACAUGACCAACCCCAACCUGACCAUCAGUGUUCCAAUCGCCCCCGGCGAGUCAGAUGUAGAGUUCCCUGAGGAGGACGAGGAAGAGGAGGAGGAGGAGAGCGAGAGCUCAGAGGAGGAGGAGGAGGCUGCAGAGGACAAACAGGUAAAGGAUGAUGUCAGUCUGUCGGAGGGUAGCACGGUGGAUCUGAGGAAGCCAGGGGAGGAAGAGGAUGAGUUUUCAGAGAUGGCUGAAGAGACCAUGGAUCCAGACAAUUGCUUCCCUGAAGUGUGCGUACGCCAUUUCCAGUGCUGUGACAUCCAAACUACGGACGGCCUGGGCCAGCUAUGGUGGCGGCUGAGGAAAACCUGCUUCCAGAUUGUGGAGCACAGCUGGUUUGAAUCCUUCAUCAUCUUCAUGAUCCUGCUGAGCAGCGGUGCUCUGGCCUUUGAGGACAUCUACAUUGAACAGAGAAAAGUCAUCAAAGUGGUGCUGGAGUAUGCAGACAAGAUUUUCACCUACAUCUUCAUCCUUGAGAUGGCUCUCAAGUGGAUCGCCUAUGGAUUCAAGAAGUACUUUACUAACUACUGGUGCUGGCUGGAUUUCCUGAUUGUAGAUGUGUCUUUAGUGAGUCUAGCAGCUAACGCGCUGGGCUACUCCGACUUUGCUGCCAUCAAAUCGCUUAGAACGCUCAGAGCUCUGAGGCCACUAAGAGCACUGUCCCGAUUUGAAGGCAUGCGGGUGGUGGUGAACGCUCUGAUUGGCGCUAUCCCAUCCAUAAUGAACGUUCUGCUGGUGUGCUUGAUCUUCUGGCUUAUCUUCAGUAUCAUGGGCGUCAACCUGUUUGCCGGGAAGUAUGGCCGCUGCGUCAACCGGACGGGCUACAUCUACAACGUGUCCAUGAUCAACAACAUGACCGAAUGUAAAGCCAUGAACGACACACAGUUCUACUGGACUAAAGUCAAAGUCAACUUCGACAAUGUGGGCGCCGGUUACCUUGCCCUCUUACAAGUUGCUACAUUCAAAGGUUGGAUGGAUAUCAUGUAUGCUGCAGUGGAUUCUCGUGCUGUGGAGGAACAGCCAAUCAGAGAGAUCAACAUGUACAUGUACCUAUACUUUGUCAUCUUUAUCAUAUUUGGCUCCUUCUUUACCCUCAACCUCUUCAUCGGUGUGAUCAUCGACAACUUUAACCAGCAGAAACGAAAGUUAGGCGGGCAAGACAUCUUCAUGACAGAGGAACAGAAAAAGUACUACAACGCAAUGAAGAAGCUAGGGUCUAAAAAGCCACAGAAACCAAUUCCAAGGCCAGUGAACCAAGUGCAGGGUUUCUUCUUUGACCUGGUGGGCAAGCAGGCAUUUGACAUUGUCAUCAUGAUCCUCAUCCUGCUAAACAUGAUCACCAUGAUGGUGGAGACAGAUGAACAGACGAGCCAGAUGGAGUACAUCCUCAACAAAAUCAACCUGGCCUUCAUCGUCAUCUUCUCCUGCGAGUGCCUGGUCAAAAUUGUGGCGCUGCGAUGCUACUUCUUCACCAUCGGCUGGAACAUCUUUGACUUUGUGGUGGUCAUCCUCUCCAUCGUUGGUAUUGUUCUGGCUGACAUCAUAGAGAAGUACUUUGUGUCGCCCACUUUGUUCCGAGUCAUCCGAUUAGCCAGGAUUGGACGAGUUCUACGACUCAUCCGCGGCGCCAAAGGAAUAAGGACCCUACUUUUUGCCUUAAUGAUGUCCCUUCCUGCCCUGUUCAACAUCGGCCUCCUGCUGUUCCUGGUCAUGUUCAUCUACGCCAUCUUUGGCAUGGCCAACUUCGCCUACGUCAAGAAACAGGCGGGCAUUGACGACAUGUUCAACUUCGAGACGUUUGGCAACAGUAUGAUUUGCCUGUUCCAAAUCACCACGUCGGCGGGGUGGGACGGCCUGCUCAGCCCCAUCCUCAAUAACUCUCCGGAGGAGUGUGAUCCGAACCUCAUCCACCCAGGCACCAACGCCAGGGGCAACUGCGGCAAUCCCUCAGUGGGCAUCACCUUCUUUGUCACCUACAUCAUCAUCUCCUUCCUCAUCGUGGUCAACAUGUACAUCGCAAUUAUCCUGGAGAACUUCAGCGUGGCCACUGAGGAGAGCACCGAGCCACUGAGUGAGGACGACUUUGAGAUGUUCUACGAGGUGUGGGAGAAGUUUGACCCGGAGGCCACGCAGUUCAUCGAGUACGCCAAGCUGUCGGACUUUGCCGACACCCUGUCAGAGCCUCUGCGAAUCGGCAAGCCGAACAAGAUCAAGCUGAUCUCCAUGGACCUGCCUAUGGUGAGCGGCGACAAGAUUCACUGCUUGGACAUCCUGUUCGCCUUCACCAAGCGCGUGCUGGGCGAGUCGGGUGAGAUGGACGCUCUCAAGCAGCAGAUGGAGGAGAAGUUCAUGAUGGCCAACCCGUCCAAGAUCUCCUACGAGCCCAUCACCACCACACUGAGGCGCAAGCAGGAGGACGUGUCGGCCGCCGUCAUCCAGAGGUGCUUCCGCAGACACCUGGUGCGGAGGCAAAUGAAGCAGGCCUCGUUCCUUUACAGAUCCAUGCAGACCAAUCUAACUCAAAGCCCCCCGGACGAGGGCGGCAACGGCCCUGAGAAAGAGGGCCUCAUAGCCUCCAUGAUCAAGGAGAACUACGGCGGGCCCGAGAUGGAGGUGGAGACCCUGUCAUCCACCUCCUCUCCACCGUCUUACGAUAGUGUCACGCGGGCAACUAGCGAGAUCUUUCAAGUUAUAAUUCCCGAACAGUCUCGGAACAGCAGGCUGAGGGAACAUUGCCUUGCCCCAGACAGAGACCCAGACAGAGACCCAAACAGACACCAAGAGACAUUUCUGUAAUGGCAACUAGAGAAGUCCUUUUUUUUUUACCGAAUGUAACAUGGGUUGUGCAGAGACGCUGCAAGACUUUUCAUAGACAAAAAGCAAACAGUUUUGUUCUUUUUGAAGGACAUACUUUGUGGGAGAUCACAAAUGGGGUGUGUGUAAAUCCUAGAUGACCUUUGACCCUGCUCAUGUCAACGUUGCUUCACAGUUAGUAUGCAUGAAUUACCUCUGCAGGGUCACCACAAUUAUAUCACUGAUGUAAUAAUCAUUUAUUAGACUGAAGGAAAUACAUUUUAUCAAUAUUUACAAGGUAUGCCUGACCGUAUGAGUUUAUUAAAGGUCUUACUAUUGUUGGUGUGAUUCCUUAGGAUAAACAGUUUUCCAACUGUGAGAUAUGAGACAGAAAAAAAAACAAAGGAUACACUUUUUCGUAGUAAAGUAUAACUUUGUUGAUGUUACCAGUCUUUCAUAGCAGUACAAUUAUUACUAUUUUUGAUAUUCUUUAGUGUAAGAAAAAAAUGUGGCCUCUUCUGAAUUGGAGUAGAUCAUGCUAUAGAAUACUUCCAAGGGGUAACAAGACAAAAUGGCCGGUAAUUGCUUUUCAGUUAAAACAAAGCUUCAUUUGAACAGUUUUCUGUAUUUUUGCACUUAUGUUUACACUUAAAGAUAUCCUGGAAGCCCUGUAUUUUGGUUGUUUUUUUCCUUCAUGGUCUGAUCCUAGUUACACAAAGCUUAGAAGCAGUGUAGUAACCAUGAUCAGUAUGUGACAAUCAAGCCUACAUCUCAUGGUUAUGUCUGAUAGAUCUUUCUUUCUUCAUAUUUUCUGCAGGAUAAAGAAUUCCAACAGAGAUCCCAUUCAUUAUUUUACUGGUCGAUAAUCGUCCUAUUUAUUAUUUGAAGUAUUUGUUUUGCAUGUUUUGACAGCAUCAUAUAAAGAUGUCCCGCUCAAGGCUGAAAAACAAUUCUUUACCCAUUUUGCACAAACUGUGUUUAGCAAUAAGUUGCUUCUUUUUAAGUGAAUCAGUUUUAAGAUAAGUGUCAAAGUUUGUACAUAUUUGUAUUUAUUUUUUGCUUGAUCUCUUACAGACCUUGAAGCUUAUCUUGGUUCCCAACAGCUUACCACAGGCUUUACAACAGAUACUGGCACAUAUGGUUUCUAAUUGACUCAAAUAAUAAAAAAAACACCACUCAACUUUAAUAUGAUAUAUAUUUUCAGGUUAUGGUUGCAGGUGUGUUGAAGGGCUGUUUUCUGUAGCAAUAGAUCCAGUGUGCCUGUUACAAACCCCUGUCCUGUUUCUAAAUGGACAUUGAUUCACACCGUUCCCCUGUUAGAUGCCAUAGGUGUGUGAUUAGUGAUGCACUGCUAUUUAACAGUGUCUACGGGGAUUUUUAUAAAGAGAUUUCUGAUUGCAUGCUUUGUAUUGAGACAUAUGUUUAAAAGGUGAGAACGACACUAUUUAUUGCUGGUGAGGGGGGUAUACAAAAACUUUAAGGUGAAAAGGAAACUCUGCACCUCUGUCAAAUGUACUGUUUUCAUCAUUACAAGAACUUCAACACAUGCAUAGGCAAUAUUUAUUUUUCAUUCUUACGAACUGUCAGAAAUGCAAUGGCCAACAACAGGUAUCUUCUCAGCAGUAUAUGAUGGUUUUGUUGUAAUAACUAUUACUCUCAGAGCAUUUCUCACUGCUCAACCACAAUGCAGUGCCUCAGUAAAGCCCACGUUGCAGUAAAUAGUACUUAGAAUUAUGUUUCAGUACUUUAAGUUGAAGUAUUUUUAGUAUUUUGCAAACACAUGCCUCUGUAAAUAAGAUAACCUGUGAAAUAAAUGAGAAAGCCUACAAUAUCACAGAUUACUCCUUUGAUUUCAGUAACAUGGGGCAUACCUGGGUCCAGAUAUAUGUUUUUUUUACCAUGUAUGACUGAGCUGGUUUGGUGCAAUGUAAAUGUAAAAACCUGUACAUUGGAAAGCUAUAUGUGGAAUAGCGUACAGCAGUCAAUCUCCAUUUUGGCCAAUGAGAUUGGCCUUUCUCUAAGAACAAUGUCAUGGAUCAUAGUAGGACUCAUGCCACUUUAACUCCUACCUUAGCCUGGCUGACCCAAGUCACACUACACUGCAAGGCAGUGGUGUGAUAUACACUGGUGUGGAGCAGAGUUUUGGUAAAUUUGCACAAAAGUUGGCUUAAGCUUUGAUUGGUUCUUACAUUCACUAUGUUUUCAUGCAUGACACCCCUUGUUUCCCUGGUCAAUUUGCGAUGCCUUUGAGGUGCUUCAUUAAAUCAUAUAUCCUGAUCAUCAUAUCCUUCCAUAGUCCACAUCAAAACCCCACGGUGGUCCAGUUCAACCCCGGUCCAUGAGGACUGGCCCUUGUUGCAGGGGGGCCAACAAAAACGACAUACCGCUGGGUGUUUUUCCCACCCGCAGAGCUGAUCCUGAAGAAAGUUUAGUUACCAACCAUGGUCCACAACUACAGGUUGAUCCUGAAGAGAAUGUAGUUACCAACCCCCAUUCACAACUGGAAGCCAGCCUUCCCCACUAUUUCGGUGCAGAAAAGGUUUUGGGACAGAUUGUCAAGCCAAUUUUCCCAAUAUAUUUGGUGACAUGAAAUUGGGUGACAAAAAAAAAGGGUUGCAAUUUCUAAAUGGUGAAACCAGUAUGUACAUAAAUACCUUCAAAUAAAAGGUGGGAAUCUACACUUUAACUUCAUAGUAUGCUAAGAUUUUUUU
Molecule: messenger RNA, 9160 nt
Organism: Esox lucius (northern pike)
Lineage: Eukaryota; Metazoa; Chordata; Actinopteri; Esociformes; Esocidae
Gene: scn5lab
Product: sodium channel, voltage gated, type V-like, alpha b
Exons: 28
Coding region: 549-6452 (1967 amino acids)
Biological process (GO): neuronal action potential; sodium ion transmembrane transport; membrane depolarization during action potential
Cellular component (GO): plasma membrane; voltage-gated sodium channel complex; axon
Molecular function (GO): protein binding; voltage-gated sodium channel activity
Source: RefSeq, a predicted model, not a curated record